Messenger RNA from Durusdinium trenchii, 2822 nucleotides. The record is from the annotation of a GenBank genome assembly. Lineage: Eukaryota; Dinophyceae; Suessiales; Symbiodiniaceae.
AGGACACCCGCAGCUCAGUUAACACCCUUUGCAGGUGGGUAUCAAUGGGCAGCUCAAUUGGAUACGACUUCUUUGGAGCCAGGACAAUCUUACCAUCUUUGUGUGGAUGUUGACGGCCCAAUGAUGGACUUUCCAUCUGGAAGAUCUUUGUGGGAGAUCUAUGCCUCCGCAUUUUCCUUGCCUGGGCACUUCUCCGUGGCACUCUCGCCAAACUCACAGCUGAAGGUGCCGUGCAUUGGGUGCUCUUCUGGGCAAGCCUUCCUAGCAGAUGCUUGUCCUUUGAGGAACUUGCUGCUGGAGGACAGCUUCGUGUAGCAAAAGGUACCUUCGUGCGGCGGGCUUGAAGUCUCGACGGCUGCGACGACGUUCAAGGAGUCGGCCGAGGACCGUCAGCUUGACGCGACGACUUCUGUCGCUUCGAAGCUCCUUCCGCUCCCAAAGGAGUUCGUUUUGGAGCUGGACACAUGUUCGGUCACUCCCGGUGUGCACUUCUCCCUUUGCACAGACUUGGAUGGCUUCGCCUCCAGGCUGGAGAUUGGGAACUCUGGCAUUGAGAUCUAUGUCAGUCCGUUAAAGUCCAUUGUGGGUUCGGAAAGGCUAGUGAAGGGAAAGCAUUCCCUUCUCACAAUGGCCUGCUCAGGAUGCAUGAAUGGAGUCACGACAGCACAGCUGGCCAUGAAGUGCGAUGAGUCACCCAAUGCUGUCCCUGUGGCCGUGUCGCCCAACUCCACCGGUGCUGUGCUCCUGCAAGAAGGCUCACAAGGCUUUCAAGCACACUUCGAUACACGUGGCCUAGGCAGUGGCCGUCGAUAUCGAGUUUGCUUGGAUUUGGAUGGCCCUUCGCCCACGUACCGUGCAGGUGACACCGGCCUUUCAAUCUACCUCACAGCCAUCACCUCCAUAAGCUUUGGGGAAGCUGGUUCCGAAGUGCGAGAGGAGUCAGGGCAGGAAUCAAUUUCAGCUGGCAGAGAUCUGCAGUUAGUGCUGCUGUGUUUGCCCGGCAGCGGUGGAUGUGGUGUGGAGACGGAGGCGUUUCUGUCACUUGUGGGAGACUGCACACCAGUAUCUCCACCCCAGCAACUGCAACGACUACCUUCAUUUAACGGUUUGGCGUUAGAUCGCUUUGGAUUGACGUUGAGCACUGCUUUGCUACCUUCUGGCUACACCUACCAGAUUUGUGUGGAUGCAGACGGAGCUGGAAACUUGUUUCCUGCCGGUGAAACUGGAUUUUCUAUAUACAUUUCACCCGUACGAGUGGCAGUCUUCUGGGGUGAAGUUCUCCGGAUUGUGUGUCAUCCGGGCGGUUGCAGCAGCAGUGCGUUGGGUUUUAUUUCGAGCGACUGCGCCAUUGGUUCAACCUCAGCGUAUUUGUCAGCAGUCACUAAAGUCGCGAAUCCGUGGCCAAAGAUCCUCUAUCUUGCCAAUGAUAGUACGCCAGCGGAAUUAUGGGAGAUUGCCGUCCCAGCACCUGCAGGGCUUGAACUUAGGCUUUGUUUGGAUGUGGACGGAAGUGGACCAAUGCCCGUUGGAGAUGCACAAGGUGUUUUCACUUCUGGGAUCCAGGAGCUCCUCACCCAGGGUGUACCACAGGGCGUGGACGAAGUCAUAACCUUUGCGUGCAGUCUUGGUGGAGGCUGUUCUGAAAGGUCGCAGGCCUAUUUGGCCAAGACGUGUGACAUCAACGACCCAGAUGCAUCGACCAUCGAGGUCCUGGGAGAGAUGACGUCGUCCAGCUUGUUGAUUCCAGAUAGCUCUUCCGAGGCUGGCAAUGGGACGGAGGUCUUCUCAGUUCAUUUGCGAACCGAUGGUUUGCCAGCGGGCCGGCACUACAGCUUUUGCAUUGACCUCGAUGGCGUGGACUGGGCUUUGAAGACCGGUGAUUCGCUUCAUCAGGUCUACCUCAGCCCCGUGAAGGAGGUUGAGUUCCAGAAGUCUGCAGCCUAUACUGUGCUUCGCUUCAACUGCUCAGACUGCUCCGACAUGUCGGAGGGCUUCCUUGCUCUGGAUUGCUACGCAGCAGCACUCGCAUUGAAGCAAUUUGCGGGCAAUGAGAGUGAGGUAUCGGAUACAUCAGAUGCUCUGGCCGACGCCAUCCAGAUGCAAGAUGCAAACUUUAGUUCAUUCACCAGGUCCACUCGAUUCUCUUUCGACGGAAAUUGGACACUGGGAGUUUCUACGGAGACCUUACAAGGUGGCCUUCGAUACAGACUUUGCAUGGACCUGGAUGGUGGAGAGAAGCAGGACUACUUACUCGGCGACACAGGUGUCCGCGUUUUCAUCAGCCCCGUGACUGCUGUAACACCAACGGUGGUCUUUGCUGGCAACUCCUCCGUGACUAUUCUUUGUCAAAGAGGAGGCUGCGACUUCUUGGGUCACUCCUAUUUGGCUCCAGAUUGCCAUGUGCCUCCAGCUCCAACUCAGUGCAGUUUUAUGGAGGAUGUCAACGACACCAAUGGCACAAAUGACUCGAACGACUCCAAUCUCACUGCUCUUGUUGACCCAGAGAGCCCUCCGAUUAUGGUUGAUUCAACGCCUUUGAGCCGCAUUGGAGACUGUGCUGACGCAUGUUCCGCUAACUUCAACUUAGCCUGUACAAAGUCAGGGCGAUACCGCCUGUGCAUAGUAGGUCAAGAAGAAACCACGUUUGGUGCUGUUGCUACGUACAUCGAGGACUCCGGCUUUGCGAUUGACGUUCUUUGAAUCCAACCUUGAUGAAACCGGCAUCCAGUGGAGAUCCCUAAGACUGGCCCAUCCUGGACAGGAAGACCACAAGAUGGAGAUGGUGGCGGACUUCCCCACAAAUCACGUGGGUAAAGUGGAAG